AUGGAAGAGGUCGAUCGACCAUGGGCACCGCCGAUCUGGGCACCUGACACACUCAACUACAGAAAAUUUUUCAAUGCGUCCGUGUCGGGAGACAUGCAAGCGAUGCAGGAGGCUCUGGCUAGCGGAGAAAUCAAUGUAAAUGCGUGCCCGAAGUGGGAAGACUGGGAAGGCGAAACAGCCCUGCACCGAGCCGCUGAAUGCGGUCAUCUCGAGCUUGUCCAAUUGCUUAUCUCUCAUGGCGCCGAUAUCGACCGGAGGGAUGUCUCGCCAGUGGGACCAAAAACAGCCCUGCACAUUGCCGCCCACAAUGGGCACGUUGCCAUUGUCCAGGAGCUCCUACAGAAUGGGGCCGACGUGACCACCCGUGGUGAGAUGGGAGGCCCUCUUUUGAAUUUCGUACUGUGGCUGAAACGGAGCAUUUCCGAAAAGGAUUACGAGGUCAUCGACCUGGUGCUGAGCCAAGGGGGUUAUGAUAUUCAUUCAUGGCUCAUGGAAAUGGGCGGCACGAUACUCCAUCAGGCGUCUGAGAUUGGAGAUCUCACGCUCAUUCGGUUUUUAGUAGACCGUGGAGCCGACUGUAACUACAUCAUCCCGACCUACGAGGACGACACUGUGUUACACAGCGCUGUCAUGUAUAAUCAAAUCGAUGCAUGCCGACUGCUUAUUGAGUUAGGGGCCUAUGUCACUCCUAGCGCAUUCGCCCAAGCCUCUUGUAUGGAUAUGGUUGAGCUUCUACGUCCACACCUCAGCCAGUUAGAUAUAUCGACCAGUGGAGUUUUGAAUCAUGCCUCCGAGCCCGGCUUCGUACGUGAUCUGUUGGCAAGCCAGAUAGUCAACGUGAAUGAUCUGGAUCUGAGAGGCGAGUCAGCGCUUUUAGUGGCAUGCACUCACCCUAAAAACAUAGAGAUGCUUGAAGUCUUACUAGAAUUUGGGGCUGAUCUUCAUGUUUGUGGUUCUCGAGAAGUACUGGGCCGGAUAUUCAAGGGGGACACCCCGUUACAUCGGGCAGUAGCAUUUGCUUCUUCCACGGCCGUCACUCUCCUCAUUCAAGCCGGGGCGGAUCUGGAAGCCAGAAACAAACCGGGGCAAACCCCGUUAAUUCGAGUUGCGAUGUCUGGCGAGAAUAAACCUCGCACGGAACUUUUUGAUGUUAUUGUAAAGGGAGGAGUAGAUGUCAAUGCCGGGGACUCAGAACACAAUACAGCCCUUCAUCAUUUAGCCAUGCAGAACAUGCAUAUCAGAAGUCCGCGGGAAUGUCUGACGGUCUUCCAAUUACUCGUGAAAGCGGGUGCGUUGACCAACUUGGUUAACUCGCAAGGCAAAACGUGCUUGGAAUUAUUCAGUUCAAGUGCAACCUUUCGCGAAUUCCUAGAUACGCUCUAUCCAUAG
Molecule: messenger RNA, 1389 nt
Organism: Talaromyces proteolyticus
Lineage: Eukaryota; Fungi; Ascomycota; Eurotiomycetes; Eurotiales; Trichocomaceae
Product: putative ankyrin repeat-containing protein
Exons: 3
Coding region: 1-1389 (462 amino acids)
Biological process (GO): regulation of transcription by RNA polymerase II
Cellular component (GO): nucleus
Molecular function (GO): RNA polymerase II-specific DNA-binding transcription factor binding
Source: RefSeq, a predicted model, not a curated record